AUGGCUCCGAAGCAUUUUGGAAAGGCUUUUGUUAUCCCGAGAUGGUCCGGAUGGCUGGUCUUGAUCACCGGAGACACUUUAGUGGAUGAACUUCACCAACUGCCCGACGACGUACUUUCGCUGACUCAUUCCGCACAUGACGAAUUACAGAUCUCGUACACAAUGGCUCCGGAAGUACACUCAAAUCCUUACCAUGUACCUCUUUUGGCAGCUGGAUUGACUCGUCACUUGGAUCAUCUCACAAGGGAGAUUCUGGACGAGAUCAUCCCAGCAUUCAACGAAGUCAUAGGGCACCGUAGCGAAGCAAGCUCUGGUUGGACCGAGGUCAACAUUGUCGACGGGAUCACCCAAGUCAUGGCGCGCUCAUUCAGCCGAAUCAUAGUCGGAGCUCCCCUCUGUCGUGAUGCGGAAUACAAUCGACUUAUUCGUAGCUUCACGGUGAAUAACGUGAUGUUCAUGAGCUCAGUUAUACACAUUUUUCCACGCGUAUUUCGUCCGAUCGUCGGGCAUGUUUUCUCUGUCGUGCAGAACAUUCGGGGCCGUGCCGUCUCUAGGGUCCUUGGUCCUGCCAUCGAAGAGAGAAAACUGACGAUGCAGUCCCUCUCAUGGUCGGAUGAGCCUAAUGAUGUUUUAUCCUGGCUGCUCCAUGCUGCGGUGGGCAGUGAACGGGAAACAAGAUCUCUAGAGACCCGCAUUUUAGCUAUCAAUGCCGCAGCGAUCCAUGGAACGUCACUAACAUUCGUGCAGGCUCUACUUGCUCUGGCCACUCAUCCGACAUAUGUGCAACCACUGAAGGAGGAAGCGGAGCGCACCUUGAGAAAGCAUGGAUGGACCCGAACAUGCAUGCGUAACCUCCCUUUGAUGGACAGUUUCUUCAAGGAAUCGAUGAGACUGUACGGGAUUGGCUCGAUGGGCUUCCCAAGAAAGGCGCUCAAACCCUUCAUGUUCUCCGAUGGUACUGUUGUCCCCGAGGGUUCCAUGGUAUCCGCUGCGUUCACCCCUCAUGUGGACGAUAGAUUCUACGAGGACGCGAAAACGUUUGAUCCCUACCGUUUUCCCGGAAGAUUUUUGGCUUCGCACGUCUUGAAGGCCCUGAUGCUUCACAUCGUACUCAAUUACGAGUUGAAGAUUGGAGGUGAUGGACAUAAAAAACCAGAUAUGUGGUUUGGUUAUCACUGCUCCCCAAAUAUCCGAACAACCAUCGCCUUCCGCCCAGUUGUGGACGCUUGA
This is a messenger RNA of Stereum hirsutum FP-91666 SS1, 1230 nucleotides long. RefSeq names its product cytochrome P450. Bases 1 to 1230 code for a protein of 409 amino acids. The record is from RefSeq and is a predicted model, not a curated record. The transcript is spliced from 12 exons. Lineage: Eukaryota; Fungi; Basidiomycota; Agaricomycetes; Russulales; Stereaceae. Gene Ontology annotation, molecular function: monooxygenase activity; heme binding; oxidoreductase activity, acting on paired donors, with incorporation or reduction of molecular oxygen.